GACGAUAGCACACUGGUCAGUGAGGAUUCACAAGAUCGAAGGCGACAUCGAAAGAGGAAAGAUCGAGAUUAUGAUAAGGAGAAACGGAAAGGACCCAGACAGGUGAAACGAGACGAGAAAACACGUGAACCUAAAGGGUCAGUCGUAGCAAUGACUCAAGGUGAACAGCCUCAAGCAGCGAUGCUAAAUGCACCAUGGCCAGGAGGUCCUAUAGAUGCGAGCCAAGGAGGAGGAGGAGGCAUCACUAUCCCUCAACAUAUCAUUAUUCCUCCGUCGAGUGGCACAUACGGCCCAGAUGGUCGACUCCAACCGCAAUCUUAUCAGAUUAAUUCUGAAAUUCGAAUAUGUUAUGAUCAACAUGGACGACCCGUGCCCCACUCGGGCGUGCCCGCAACGGGCACCAUGCCGGUUGGCUUGAGCUCUGUGCCACCACAGAUUCAGUCGGCAGGAAUGCCACUUAUGGCACCCUCUCAAUUCCCAACUAGUGGCGGCGCUCAAGCCCAGCUUCGACCACAGGUGUGUCAGUUAGCACGUAGUUCUUCUCGUAAGUCAGUUCGGUGGCUGGCCUGA
Molecule: messenger RNA, 570 nt
Organism: Anisakis simplex (herring worm)
Lineage: Eukaryota; Metazoa; Nematoda; Chromadorea; Rhabditida; Anisakidae
Source: the annotation of a GenBank genome assembly